AUGUUCACAGAAGGAAUUAUCAGCAGAAACUGUACAGAGAACGGCUGGUCAGAUCCCUUCCCUCAUUACUCUGAUGCGUGCGGCUUUGAUGUUAAUGAGACCGGACCCGACCAGGACACCUACUUCCUGUCGGUGAAAGCCCUGUACACAGUUGGAUACAGCACUUCCCUUGUGGCACUCACCACCGCCAUGGUUAUACUGUGCCGCUUCAGGAAGCUUCACUGUACGCGCAACUUCAUCCACAUGAAUCUUUUUGUGUCAUUCAUCCUCCGAGCCAUAUCGGUCUUCAUCAAAGACGAAGUCCUCUACGCUGAACAAGACAGCAACCACUGCCACGUUUCCACUGUGGAAUGUAAAGCCGUCAUGGUGUUCUUCCAUUAUUGCGUCAUGUCCAACUAUUUCUGGCUCUUCAUUGAAGGACUCUACCUCUUCACUCUGCUGGUGGAGACGUUCUUCCCUGAAAGACGAUAUUUCUACUGGUACACAAUCAUAGGAUGGGGAACUCCACUUAUAUGUGUCACUAUAUGGGCUGUGCUGCGACUUCACUUUGAUGACCAGGGCUGUUGGGAAAUGAACACGAAUGUCGCCCUCUGGUGGGUCAUAAAGGGUCCAGUCAUUGGCUCCAUUAUGAUCAACUUUGUGCUGUUUGUUGGCAUCAUCAUAAUUCUGGUGCAGAAGCUGCAGUCUCCAGACAUAGGCGGCAAUGAGUCCAGUAUAUAUCUCAGCUGCUUCCAGGCAUGCUUCUGUAAGAGGGCUAACCAGUACUCUGUCAAGAUGUCUGAGCUUUCCAUCAUCACUGUGAGGUUGGCUCGCUCUACGUUACUGCUGAUCCCCCUUUUCGGAAUACACUACACUGUCUUUGCCUUUUCUCCGGAGAACGUCAGCAAGAGGGAAAGGCUGGUCUUUGAGUUGGGGCUGGGAUCAUUUCAGGGUUUUGUUGUUGCAAUCCUCUACUGUUUCCUGAAUGGCGAGGUGCAAUCAGAAAUAAAGAGAAAAUGGCGGAGUUGGAAAGUCAACCGGUACUUUGCUGUGGAUUUCAAGCACCGUCACCCAUCCCUGGCGAGCAGCGGAGUCAAUGGGGGGACACAAUUGUCCAUUCUGAGCAAGAGCAGCUCCCAGAUCCGGAUGUCCAGCAUAAAAUGCGGAGAACCUGGCGACAUGAGUUCCCAAACUGCCUGA
Messenger RNA from Staurois parvus, 1179 nucleotides. Lineage: Eukaryota; Metazoa; Chordata; Amphibia; Anura; Ranidae. The record is from the annotation of a GenBank genome assembly.